CAGGUUGUUUGACCCCUUUCUUGUUAUGGGCAUGCAUUCCUUCAUUCUUAUUAAUAUGGGUUAGGUGCCUACCCAUGGCAAGAGCAGUUCUAGGCAGGGAGAGGCCCCUACCCACCCAGAGCUGACGGUCUAGGGCUUGUUUACAUUGUAGGUUUCAGCGGGAAAGCAAGAACACCCAACCCCCUGCUUUUGAUUCUAUCUUAGUAGGUCAGCGCGCCUGUGCGAGCACACGCUGCAGCCAGGGUAGGGGCUCAGAAACUGGUUGACAAGAUGAGCAGUGGGGUCCUAGGGGGUUCGGCGGGAAGGGCCCACAAGGCCAUAUCCCAGGCUGUUCGGCCGCGAGUGACCCCUGAGAGGUCGGGAUCUCCGAGCUCGCCCGAUGUCUCCAUCCCAGCCAGCCAGGAGCCUGCGAAGGGGAAGGAGGGCGGAAGCAGAGUGGGACAGAUGUGGUUCGUUCUGGGGCUUCCUGUCCACGAAGAUGGAUAAUUCUAGCGACCCGCCUGGGAUUUUGGAAUCCUGGCGGACCCAAAAGACAGCAGGUCAUCGCAGAGGAUGCCACCUCGCAGGGCAGCCCGCCCAGAGCGACGGUCUCACAGGUUCCGGCGCCGUCGAGCGCCCAAGCCUCCUGUUGGCCGCCAGCUGUGCCCGCGACGCCCUGGGUCGGGAGGAGGAGACCCGAGGCGCCGGCAAGUCCCCCGCUGCCGGUGGCCCGGAGGGCAGGGGUGAGGACGGGGACGUGUACUGAACUUUGGGAGGUUUGCGGGGCUGGAGUUUUGUUUCAGAGAUAGCCAGAUCGAGAUCAGAACCUUUUCCAGAGAGCCCAGGUUUCCACUUGUGGCUGGGCGACCCCGUCCGGAACUCAUCCUUUCUGGGCCCUCAGCUUUCUCCAGGCGGGGCUCCGAUGUGGCAGCUAAGUUCCGCGCCUCCUGCGGGUGCCAGGUACUGGCGUGUUCGACCCGCGCUGCGGUUGGCUUCUUGCUCCACAGCGCUAUGCGCGCGGCGACUCCGAGGGCUCCUGGUCUCAGCCAACGGCCUUCUUUCUGGGGCCGCCGCUUCCCUCCAGAGCCGCUCGGGUCCCAUUGCAGAGAGUCCCGCAGCGCCCGCCGGCAGCCACGGCACUUCGCAAUAACCAACUUCCCCGCCGCCGGCGCGUCUCGCCACCCUGCCCUCGGCCGCAGGCGACUGGACGGCGGUUACGGGGCGGUCCCAGCGCCACCACGAUUGGCUGUCGGCUCCGCCAGUCAUGGGCUGAUGACGCCCCGGGGCUGGCCCCGCCCCUCAUGGCGGCCCCGCCUCCCCUCCAGAGCCUGGUCGUCUUAGCCCUGCUUUCCGCCUCAUUCGUUGAGCAGGUCCGUGAAUUGUCAGCGCGCUCCGGGCGAGUGUGUAGCCGCGGCGGCCGCCAGGCUUGCCGCACUCCCCCUGAGGUGCCCGCCGGAACCAAUGUGCCCUGGUCCACUGGGCCGUGAGCAGCCACCGAGUGGGGGCAACUUGGCACUUAGAACCGCAGCAGGGACGUCGGUUUGCGAUCGGGACUCGGCGAGGACGGUGAGUGGCCGCGCGCCGGGCUAGCGGCUCCUCUCGGCGCGGUUCGGCGGCCGCGAGAGGGGACGGGACGCGUCCUGGCGCCCGGCGGUCCGUUCGUCCGAGCGUGACCGCUGUGGGGAGGUCAGGGCUGGGCGGGAUUUACUCCGUGCCAAUAUCCCCACUCCCGAACUUCUUGUUGUCAAAGCAUCCCAACUCCGCCCGGGACGCGGUUCCAGUCCGCACCAACUUGGCGUAAUUGACAUGGGUAGGUGGGGCCGGGACGCGUCCCCUGCCCCUCUGCGGCAACGACAUGGAGCGCUGGGGCGGCCUCCGCGCCCGCGGCGGGCGGACCGCGGUUCCUGAGAAAUUACCCACGCUGUGUGCCGCACGAUAAGACCCGGCGUUCGUGUCUGGAUCCCCAGGCUGAGCGAGCGCUCAUCGGGCUCAAGAUGGAAAUCCUGUAUGAAUGUGGAAGCCAUUAGCAGAGUAAUUGCUGUCUGUUACCAUGACAACCAGCCGCUGCAGUCACCUGCCCGAAGUCCUGCCAGACUGCACCAGCUCAGCUGCGCCCGUGGUGAAGACGGUGGAGGAUUGUGGCAGCCUAGUGAAUGGGCAGCCACAGUAUGUCAUGCAAGUUUCAGCCAAGGAUGGGCAGCUGCUGUCAACAGUAGUGCGGACUCUUGCCACCCAGAGCCCCUUCAAUGACCGGCCGAUGUGCAGGAUCUGCCACGAGGGCAGCAGCCAAGAGGACUUGCUCUCUCCAUGUGAAUGUACAGGGACCUUGGGGACAAUUCAUCGGAGCUGCCUGGAGCACUGGCUGUCAUCCUCAAACACCAGCUACUGUGAACUCUGCCACUUCAGGUUUGCAGUCGAGCGCAAACCCAGGCCGUUAGUGGAGUGGCUGAGAAACCCUGGCCCCCAGCAUGAGAAGCGGACUCUGUUUGGUGACAUGGUGUGCUUCUUGUUUAUAACUCCCCUGGCCACCAUCUCGGGCUGGCUGUGCCUGCGGGGCGCCGUGGACCACCUGCACUUUAGUAGUCGGCUGGAAGCCGUUGGACUGAUUGCACUCACUGUCGCACUCUUCACUAUUUACCUCUUUUGGACACUAGUGUCAUUUAGGUACCACUGUCGAUUGUACAACGAGUGGCGUCGGACCAAUCAGAGGGUGAUUCUCCUCAUUCCAAAGUCUGUCAAUGUACCUUCUAACCAGCAGUCCUUGCUGGGCCUCCAUUCGGUCAAGAGGAACUCAAAGGAGACAGUUGUUUGAUGUUUGUAUGGUUGGUUGGUUGAUUCACUGUUUGGGGUUUGGAAGUGUCUGCACUGGGGUCAUGCACUGAGCCACCCCCAAGCCCUUCCUUAAGCCUGUGGGUCUAAGAACAUCCAGAGCGCGUUAGCACAUCACCCCAAGCAACAACCUCCGCCAGAAGAAAGCAAAUGCUGUUUUACUUCAAAUCGUGGAUGCUGCAAUCAUAUGAUAUUUGCUAAGCUGCCAAACAUGUUUAUUUAGCAGAUACUGUAUGGAAUUUUCUGAACACCUCUUUAACGUAUGAGGAAGGUUGUCCUGCUACGGAUGCAAUUCAAUUCUUCCUUUUUUAUUACUAUUUCAAACACACAUAUAUAUAUUAAACUUAGAUGGUAAUCAAAAUCAAAAAGCCAACGUAAAAACUGGUUUCUUGGUUUGGUUGGGUCUUAUUUGAGUUAGUUUGUUUCUCAGUUUCUCGUAUGGAUUCUUUGGGGUACUUUGGUAGCCUGAGUGGUCUUUUUCAUCUCUUUCACAUCCAUUACUCAAGGAGACAGCAUAACAGAUGCAGAAAAAGUCAUAUUUGAAGAAUGUUUUGUACUAAACUUCAUUUAAUUAUUCAGUUUUUAAAGGGAAAAAGGGCGUGGCAACUCUCCACACAGUGAGCUGUUUAUUUAAAUAUCAUUAAGGAGAAAAAAAAUAUGGUGAGAAGCUCGCUCCUUUCAACUUGUUUGGUACUGACAGCUGAUAGAAGCUAUUUUCUAAUAAUAAACAUACAGUGUGUGAAAGACAAAA
Molecule: messenger RNA, 3559 nt
Organism: Pongo pygmaeus (Bornean orangutan)
Lineage: Eukaryota; Metazoa; Chordata; Mammalia; Primates; Hominidae
Gene: MARCHF3
Product: membrane associated ring-CH-type finger 3
Exons: 5
Coding region: 2030-2791 (253 amino acids)
Biological process (GO): protein ubiquitination
Molecular function (GO): ubiquitin-protein transferase activity; zinc ion binding
Source: RefSeq, a predicted model, not a curated record